Molecule: messenger RNA, 2104 nt
Organism: Globicephala melas (long-finned pilot whale)
Lineage: Eukaryota; Metazoa; Chordata; Mammalia; Artiodactyla; Delphinidae
Gene: ANKRA2
Product: ankyrin repeat family A member 2
Biological process (GO): regulation of gene expression
Cellular component (GO): nucleus
Molecular function (GO): protein binding
Source: RefSeq, a predicted model, not a curated record
GAGACCGAGGCCUGGCGCUAGUGAACCAGAGCUGUAGCCGAAGGGACACUGUCUCUGUAGUACUGGAGCAGUAAGGAUCUAGCAGCGGCGGGAAAAUACCUGAAAGUCCCUCCCUGCAACAGCUUCACCGGUGCGACACGUUUUUUGGCCGGAAACCGAAAGAAUAAAUCGGAAGUGACGUCGCGGUCAAAACAAGCCGGGGGGUGGGGCCCUGCAGUGAAUCUGGCAGCAGAUGGGAAGUCCCGACUCGCUGUGGGCUGUCGAAGGCGGUCGCCAGGCCUUUCGCUCCCACACGGUCGGCCUCCGACCCCUAUCCCCGGGACCAGCCCGCCGCGGUUGAGCCAGAGUUUCCGCGCUCCCUACCCGAGCCGCGCUGGGAUUUUUCGGGCAGAGUUGGCGGGAGGCGACAGAGCGGACUUCCCUCCCUGCAACAGUCUCCCCUCCAGCGGGUUCCUGUCCUGGGACGCCGGGACACCUGUGGGCUAUGUUUUAAUACCCAAAUUUGAAGAAUACACUGUAUGCCAUUCUUAUAAAACCAAGGGGAAAUCAUGAAGAAAUGUUUUAAUUAUUGAAACUACAGUUGAAAUCAUGGCUACAUCAGCAAAUUUGGAUAUUGGAGCCCAGCUGAUAGUAGAAGAGUGCCCCAGCAGUUACAGUCUAACUGGCAUGCCAGACAUUAAAAUAGAACAUCAGCUGGACUCAAAUGCAGAAGAAGGAUCAGCUCAGGGUGUUUCCAUGGGGAUGAAAUUCAUACUGCCUAACAGAUUUGAUAUGAAUGUCUGUUCUCGGUUUGUGAAGUCCUUAAAUGAAGAAGAUAGUAAAAAUAUUCAAGAUCAAGUUAACUCUGACCUGGAGGUGGCAUCUGUCCUAUUUAAAGCUGAAUGCAGUAUCCAUACAUCUCCUUCUCCGGGAAUUCAAGUAAGGCAUGUCUACACUCCCUCUACAACAAAGCACUUCUCACCCAUAAAACAGUCAACUACUUUAACCAACAAACACAGAGGAAAUGAGGUCUCAACCACACCUCUGUUAGCAAAUUCUUUGUCUGUUCACCAGUUGGCUGCUCAGGGAGAGAUGCUCUACCUGGCUGCUCGUAUUGAACAAGAAAAUGUUAUCAAUCACACGGACGACGAAGGAUUUACUCCUCUGAUGUGGGCUGCAGCACACGGGCAAAUAGCUGUGGUAGAGUUUCUACUUCAGAAUGGUGCUGAUCCCCAGCUUUUAGGAAAAGGUCGAGAAAGUGCACUGUCAUUAGCCUGUAGUAAGGGCUACACAGAUAUUGUCAAAAUGCUGCUGGAUUGUGGAGUUGAUGUAAAUGAAUAUGACUGGAAUGGAGGGACGCCUUUGCUUUACGCUGUACAUGGAAAUCAUGUGAAAUGUGUAAAAAUGCUCUUAGAAAAUGGAGCUGACCCAACAAUUGAAACCGACUCUGGAUACAAUUCUAUGGAUCUAGCUGUAGCCUUGGGCUAUAGAAGUGUUCAACAGGUUAUUGAGUCACAUUUACUGAAACUGCUUCAGAACAUCAAGGAGUAGACAUAGUCAUCAGAAAGUGUUGUCUGCCCUUCCGUUUACUUUUGGCCCUUAUAAAUGAUAGUUUUGUUUACUUAUAAAUUUUUACCUCAGUUGCAAUAUUGACUGAUUUUUAGUAAGUUUUAAUAAAUAUUCCUCUGAGUAAUUCACUGGUUUAUAAUAAAAUUAAUGUUGAUGCUUUUUUAUAAAUGUGUUUUACCACAUAUUUAAAAUUAUAAAUGAGUGUUUUGUGGCAUGUAAAUUUUUAUGGUACAGAUAGUUAUCUGUGUUUGUAUCAAGUGCUGUAAUUUAACAUUUUUGGAAAUUAUUCUGCACUAUUCAUCUUCACUCUUGUAUUAACUCAUUGACUUUAUAUAGAGUUUGCUAUAAAUCCAUAGGAAAAAAAUUUGUUAUUAUUGAAUUUAAAAAUGCACAGUGUGGUUGUUUACAAAAUGAUAUUAUAAAUGAAUAAAGUACUUUUCUUCUGUUAGUUUGCAUGCAGGUUGUUCUUUUUCCAUUGCAUAAGAUUAUUAAGGUAUCUCUUUGGGAUUUUUAGUUUAACCCUUCUGUCCUGCCAGGAUACUCCAUUAGAUCAAAC